AUGGCGUCAAUAGCAAGGACGCCAUCAUCCAGCCAGUUUGCUGAUCUGCUUCGCUCCCCUGGCGCCCACGACACCCCCGGAAGGCAGGCGACCAUUUCGGCAGAAAUGGCGCAGCGGGAAGCGAAAAAGCAGCGCCUGCGCGAACUCAGAGACGCGCACGAUUACGUGGGGAUCAUCGUGAACCACAUGCGCAGACAUUACACGGCCGUCGCGCCUCCCCCGUGGCUCGACCUGCGCGUCGUGGCUAUGCAGUUGAUGAGGUCGAACAAGCCAGGCGCAAAAAACGCGGCCUGGAGGAGUCUGCGGGAGUCCUUGACGAGGAUUCAUGAUUGGAAGUCCGAUCACGCCAGCUGGCGGCAAGCCGUACAGGCGUCGAGGAUGCCCUACCUUGGUUCCAGAUCCGAUAUCAAGGCCCUCGAGUUCAUCAACGCCAAGGAGGCGUGCCUGCCAAAGUGCUUCAUGCGAUAUUUCAGGUUGGCCGAGCUUGACUUCCUGCUGGAGGCGGAGCCACGCAGUCACCAUGAGAUUCCCGACUUCUGGAAGGGUGCCGAAGUCGACGACCCCGCGUGGCGCGACGUUUACAUGGAGCGGUCGCACUAUAGUCGCCAUCUGCCGUUUGACGACGAUUUAACUGACCUGGUCUUGAGCACGGUAUGUCAGAAGGGCCAGCGCGAGCCUGAGCAACCCCCACCCGCCUGUGCUGGGGUUGCGGACGACGAGGAUAGAGGUGUCGCUUCUGAGGAGACCGGCGAGGCCAAAAAGCCCAUCAAGUCGACGGCUGAGAUUGAGGAAGGCGGUGUUGCGGGCCUAUGGGAAACGGAGGUCCAGGCAACCAUAUCCAGGAUCGCCGACACGGUCAAUGAAACUCUCGCGACCGAAACCGUGAGGCUGCUGGGUAAAAGAUGCAGACAAGAGACCGAGCCGGCCCAGGGCCUCGAGAAGCGGCAGAAAACCAGGGACGAACCCUCUAACCUGCAGAAGCCGAUCAACACGACGACCGAGGCCAGCGACGAUGACGGCCUCCCCGCGCCACACGCGGCCAGGCCAGCUACCGCCAAGGAUGACAAGCGCUAUCGAGUGCUCAAAACAAACUACAAAACGCUAAAGGAUCAAAACCUUCAGUUGGCGACGCUGUACAGCAAGCUCGAGGUUGACAGUAAUAACCUGAGAGGCGAAAUCGAGCAGGUGACCACCCGGUGCAGAGACCUUCAGAACGAAAGUGACUCUUGCAAGUUGAACCGCUACGAUCUGAUCGAGAGAUGCGGCCAGCUCGAAGAGCGAAACAAGAUGCUCGGAGAGAAGAACGAGCAGCUAUCGGUUCAGAUUGAGGCACUGACCGUCGAUACAAGGAAGCUCGAGGGCAAGAUUGGUCAAAUAUCGGCCGAGGCAAGUGCUCUGGCGGACGAGAACAAGAUCAUGAGGGCUCAGAUAGUCAGCCUGAUGGCCCGAGUCGACGCCAUGGAGCAGGUCGGGCCACCGCGGCCGCAGGCACCAGUUGGCGGACAAGAUCCCCAUGAGCGAGCUGGCAGACCGCGGGACACGGCCGCGGGGGAAGGACAAACGCAUCUGCGGCAUCACUUUAUCCUGGACGGCGCCUCGGAAAACAGAGUCGUCUCAGAAUUGCAGGACACUGGACGCGCCGCAGCCGUCAUGCCAUCGCCGCACCGACAGUCUGACUGUCGGGUCAAACAGGAGCCCGAUGGAGAGCUGGCGUUCUCCCAGGAUAGCAAACAGCCUCACGUUUCCCAGCCCCCAGCACCGCCGCGGAGCCGGCAGCGCGCAACCUCGCGAUUCCCCCGCGUCCUCGAGAUGCCCACGUUCGAUCCCGAUUGCUACCCGACACUGGAAGUUCUCCGCCACCGCGGACCAUGCUCCAGCCACCAAUCUCGUCCGACAACCCGCCCAAACAGCGUGCUCGCCACAACCGACGUCUUCACGGCACGUCCGCUCUACGCGGAUACCGAACCCAUAUCCUCCGUUCCCGCUCAGCCGCGAACCCUGCUCGCACCCAUUACCAAAGCACAGCUACCAGACGCCGCCACCCCUCCAGUUUUCGUCCAUCCUCCCCCGGCUCCAUCCCCCCAGGCGGCGGCAAACAACCCCCUCUCCCUCUCCCUCUCCCUCCCCACCACCACCACUACCACCGCGCAUCCUCAACCACAACAACCACGGCCCGACCACCCACAAACCCAAACGACAACCACCACUCCCGACCUCAUCACGACCACCCGCCCAACCCCUAACCCACACCCAACCGCGACCCCGCCCCCCCAAAUCGACCCCAGCGCCUCCGCACGCGCGGCCGGGGUGCAGUGCGCGCGGCCGGGCGAGCCGGCCGAGGAGUUCCGGCGGGGGCUGGGGGAUAAGGACGUGCUUAAUCUUGAGUGGGGUGUGCAGGCGGAGGCCGCGGCUAGGGCGGGGGUGAAUGCCAAAGAGUAUGGUGAUACUGUGGCGGAUGCUGGAGCGGAAGCGGAUGUGCGCGCGGCUGGGCUGGGGGGUGGACAGGCUGGUGAGGGCACGGGUGAGAGGGUGGAAGGGGGGCAGAUGGAGAUGGAGGGUAUGGGCGUGGAGGGCGGCAACGGGACCCGCGGAGUGGAGGGGGCGAUGGCGGUGGGCGGUGAGGCGGCGAGAGGGGCCGGGGCGGAGGAGAGAGGGCAUUUUGUUGUGGGUUAG
Thermothielavioides terrestris NRRL 8126 is the source of this 2673-nucleotide messenger RNA. RefSeq lists its product as uncharacterized. Bases 1 to 2673 code for a protein of 890 amino acids. Gene Ontology annotation, cellular component: RNA polymerase II, holoenzyme. Gene Ontology annotation, biological process: mRNA 3'-end processing. Gene Ontology annotation, molecular function: RNA polymerase II complex binding. The record is from RefSeq and is a predicted model, not a curated record. The transcript has a single exon. Lineage: Eukaryota; Fungi; Ascomycota; Sordariomycetes; Sordariales; Chaetomiaceae.